CUUUUUUUUUUCGACUCUCACCUAAUCCCACCCCACUUGCACGGUCGCCGCCGGGAGUCUUCUUUCUCCUCGUCGCCCCCGGGAUUCACCAUCGCUCCCUCUCCUUGCCGCGCGGCCGACCUCCACCUCCCCGCCGCCGCUCCCUACUAGACAAGGCAGGUGCGGCUUGCCUGGCCCCCAAAUCCGGCCGCAACCUGUCCGGAUUGAUCCUCUCAAGCGGACGGACGCCGGGAGAUCAGCCGCUGUCCUGGUGGUCUCCUCCGCCGGUACGAUUCGCAGAAACUUCAGAAUCCAAGCUAGUCUCGGCCCAAAUCUGUCCAGAUUGACCCUGCUGACGCCGGAAGACCAACCAAUCGACCUCACCCUAGCCGCGGCCCUCGUCGCCUCCUGUGCCGGCGAAGCUCGCAAGCAAAGCCGCGACCAGCAGCACGUCCACGGCGGGGCACGGGGAGUCUGACUGUCUGAGUCGUCAGGUGCCUCCUCCAUUAGGCGUCAGCCUAGCCCCUGUAUCAGCCGUGCUAAUUCAGUGCAUCCGACUUCAGAAACGUUCCAUCUUCAAGGCUCAAGCAAAGAACAAGCUUCAGCUGCGGCCACUCUCCAUGGAAAAUGCCUGCACGAACCUCAACCAAGUCGUACGCUCGGUGCGGCUGCUCAAGAUCGACGGGUUUAGCUUGACCCUGAGCCUGAGCUCUGAAUAUCGCUUCACAUCCAGAUGGAAUGUCGAUGGGUAUGAUUUGGAAGUUGGUAUCUAUCCUGCAGCCAACCCCUUUAAUCCAGAUGGCAACAAGUUUGUGUCUGUGAGACUAAUGUUUCUCAGUAAAGCCCGCACAGAGUGUGGUGUGCCAGUGAGCCUAGCCUGUCAGCUGGUAGAUCGCAGUGGGGAGCUUGAACCAUUUAAAGAGGACAGUGUGUCGGAGACCUUCUUUGCACCCCACUACUUCAAAGAACUCUUAUUGGUGAAUAGGAAGUCCAUACCAUCUGCUUAUCUCCGGGAUGAUUCUCUGACCCUGCGAUGCGCCAUCACAAUGCUCAAGGAAUUACCAGUACAAACCAUCCCAGCUGAAGAGGUGAUCGCUGUACCAUCCACCAAUUUGCACCAGCACCUCGGCGAGCUCCUGGAGAGCGAGACGGGAGCCGAUGUCACCUUUCUCGUGUGCGAUGAGUCGUUUGCUGCACACAAGGACAUACUUGCCGCAAGGUCUCCGGUUUUCAAGGCCCAGUUCUUUGGAGACAUGAAGGAGAAGUGCUCGCAACGUGUGGAGGUGAAGGACAUGGAGGUGGCUGCAUUCAGGGCCAUGCUGCACUUCAUCUACACCGACACGGUGCCCGAGCUUGAUCAACCGCUCGAGUUGGUGGCGACGCUCGCUCAGCAUCUGCUUGCGGCUGCUGACUGGUACGGUCUCGAUAGGCUCAAGCUGAUUUGUGAAAUGAAGCUCUCUGGUGGCAUCACCGUCGACACCGCAGCGACCACUCUUGCUUUGGCGGAGCAGCACAAUUGCUCCAAGCUCAAGGCCAAAUGUGUCGAGUUCAUCGUCAGCACUCCUGCAGUUCUUGAUGAUGUGUUGGCGACGGAGGGGUAUAGGCACCUGGAGGCAAGCUGCCCUUCGGUCCUGACUGAGCUUCUCAAGUCUGUCCAUGGGAGUAAGUGCUGAAGUGUAGCCAUAUUGCCAGACUUCCAGGAUCUGACAAUGCGUGUAGUCUCUGUUUGUGCUUGUGAGAAAUGAUUAAUGCAUACUAGAAACUUGUGUUUUUUAGGGAAUUACUAGAAACUUGUGUUUGUAUUUACCUAAUAUGGAAAACUUAUGUCCUGUUAUUAGCAACGUAAUGCUUUCAUCCGCCUACAGUAGUUGUAAUUUAGUGACUUUCAAUGUUGUACACAAGGUUUUACACAGUCCAGGGUUCGUGUAUAUGCUCGUUAGUCUUUUGAACUGAGUGUGCAACUGUGCAUAUAGAUA
Molecule: messenger RNA, 1955 nt
Organism: Triticum urartu
Lineage: Eukaryota; Viridiplantae; Streptophyta; Magnoliopsida; Poales; Poaceae
Product: BTB/POZ and MATH domain-containing protein 1
Biological process (GO): protein ubiquitination
Molecular function (GO): protein binding
Source: RefSeq, a predicted model, not a curated record